GGGCUCGUCCGGGAUAUCUGUGUCCACGGCCUGGGCCUGGCCAUCAACAGAGCCAUCAACAUCGCCCUCCAGCUGCAGGCCAGCAGCCAGGGGGUGCUGCAGCUGGCAGCCAACACCUCCACCGUGGAGCUGGUGGACGACCUGGAGCCUGAAGAUCCAGACGAGGCCGGCGAGCACCUGACGCGUACACGCAACAACUCAGCCAUUCAUAUCAAGGUUUUCUACCCUGACCCCCAGUGACCGAAGUAGAGGUGUGCUAUUUGUUCCCUCAUAAA
Gymnodraco acuticeps is the source of this 275-nucleotide messenger RNA. Its product is annotated as ribonuclease P protein subunit p20-like. Gene Ontology annotation, biological process: tRNA 5'-leader removal. The transcript has a single exon. The record is from RefSeq and is a predicted model, not a curated record. Gene Ontology annotation, molecular function: nucleic acid binding. Gene Ontology annotation, cellular component: nucleolar ribonuclease P complex; nucleus; ribonuclease MRP complex. Lineage: Eukaryota; Metazoa; Chordata; Actinopteri; Perciformes; Bathydraconidae. The annotation marks the transcript as partial.